CAACUGGUUUUAUUUUCCCGUUGAGCAGCAGAAAGUGGCAGUUUGCGAUGUCCAAAAUAAACCUUUUCAGAUCGUUCGUCAUCGAGCGACUAACGGCAGCAGCCGAGGAGAUAUUAGGAGCCUUCGAGAGGACGAUGGAGGAGCAGGAGGAGGAGAUAGCUCGACAGAGGAGACUGCUGGAUACUGUCCUGAAGCCCAGCGUUACCUUACACAGAAUAGACUUUGUGCAGUUAUCUGAUCAGCAGCAUUGUGAGCAGGAGAGGAGCCCCAGUCUGGUCAAGGAAGAACAACAGGAACUCUGGAUCAGUCCACAGGAAGACCAAGUUCAAUUGAAGGAGGUAGCUGAUAGGACCACCCCUGAGUCCAAAUUUACCCCUCUUUGUGAUGGAAAUGAUGAUAGUAAAGAUCAGCCUCUGCCCUUGCAACUCUACCAAACACAGACAGAGGGAGACACAGAGCCUCCUGCUGUCAUCUCAUUUGAACUGACACAACCGGAUGCCAAAGAAGACAACUUUUUAAUAUCAGAACCAACAAGUGACCACCAUACCCUCUCUAACUGCCGUCAUGUAACUAAGAGUGAAGCUGACCGUAGUGGGAGUAGCCAAAACUGUGAGGAAGUGGGUUCAACUCGUAAAGCAAGGCUAAAAUCUCACAAAAAGCCCUACAACAGAUGCAAGAUUUGUGGGAAAGUGCUUUAUAAUUCAGAAAUUUUCAAAAUUCACAUGACAUUUCACACAAAGGAAAGGCCUUACAAAUGCACCACUUGUGGGAACGAUUUUACCUGUAAGUCUGACAUGGAGAGGCAUACAAGGGCUCAUACAGGGGAGAAGCCAUUCAUAUGCACCACGUGCGGGAAAAUGUUUACGCGGAAGUCAAGUUUACAAACGCACAUAAGGACUCAUACAGGGGAGAAGCCAUUCAUAUGCACCACGUGCGGGAAAAUGUUUACCCAGAAGUCAAAUUUUCAAACGCACGUAAGGACUCAUACAGGGGAGAAGGCAUUCCGAUGCACCACAUGCGGGAAAAUGUUUACCCGGAAGUCAAGUUUACAAACGCAUGUAAGGACUCAUACAGGGGAGAAGCCAUUCAGAUGCACCACAUGCGGGAAAAUGUUUGCCCAGAAGUCAAAUUUUAAAUCGCACGUAAGGACUCAUACAGGGGAGAGGCCAUUCAGAUGCACCACAUGCGGGAAAAUGUUUGCCCAAAAGUUAAGUUUUCAAUCGCACGUAAGGACUCAUACAGGGGAGAGGCCAUUCACAUGCACCACGUGCGGGAAAAUGUUUACCAACAAGUCAAAUUUUAAAAGGCACGUAAGGACUCAUACGGGGGAGAAGCCAGGUGCUGCCACUGUGGAAAAGGGUUCAGCUCAAAAUGGUGUCUCAAACAACAUGUCAUGA
Molecule: messenger RNA, 1397 nt
Organism: Lampris incognitus (smalleye Pacific opah)
Lineage: Eukaryota; Metazoa; Chordata; Actinopteri; Lampriformes; Lampridae
Product: zinc finger protein OZF-like
Exons: 2
Coding region: 48-1397 (449 amino acids)
Biological process (GO): regulation of transcription by RNA polymerase II
Molecular function (GO): DNA-binding transcription factor activity; RNA polymerase II cis-regulatory region sequence-specific DNA binding
Source: RefSeq, a predicted model, not a curated record